Messenger RNA from Penicillium argentinense, 6192 nucleotides. RefSeq names its product NACHT domain protein. The transcript has 4 exons. The coding region runs from base 1 to 6192 and encodes 2063 amino acids. The record is from RefSeq and is a predicted model, not a curated record. NCBI's taxonomy places the organism in Eukaryota, Fungi, Ascomycota, Eurotiomycetes, Eurotiales, Aspergillaceae.
AUGGCCCCUGGUAUUAUUUCUCCCGUCCCGGGCACUCCCCUCUCUCCGCUUUACAACGGCUUCGGCGGUUCGCGCCAGGUCUCCAGCGCCUCUGUGAUGUUUGAGAGCGACAGCAUUUCGCAGAACGGCCGCUCUUCGCGCCGCGAGUUUUUCAUGCCCCGCAAGUUCAAUGGGCUUGGCAACUCCAACAUCACCAGCGUCGUGCAGUCUUUGUACCGCCGCAGCGGUGAUGAGCUCGGCACCAGUGCCUCUGCGCGUCUCUUGACCUGCACCCACCAGUCGAUCCUGGAAUGGAUCCGUCACCAGCGCAUGAGCCACCUUCCCCCCGAAGGUAGCAGCUAUGACAAGGUGCUCGGCUGGGCGCAGCUCUUCGUUGAGCGCCUGCACUCUUUCGAGGUGAAUAUCCAGAAGUUUGCUGGCGACAGCUACCUUGCUGCUCAGCUGUCUUAUGGCUACUGCGACAUGCUUCUCCAGCUUGGCAAGGAGAACGCCGCCGCCCUGAUGAUUUCCUUCGGAUUCUUCUACAGCACCUCCCUGACCCUGGUCAACCUGCUGGAGCGCACUGAGCUUUUCGAUGUCUCCCAGGAGAUCAAGGAGCAGCUCAUUCUGGCUCUGUCUGACCUGGUUACUCUGGUUGCCAGUGUCUCCACCCACUUCCACCAGGUCAUCAACGACCAGGCCUCCGGCUCGAUCUCGGUCGACAUCUACAACACUUUCCCUGGUCAGAUCAACUCUUUCAAGGACCGCUGCGAGAAGAUCGCCGAGUCCAUGUGGCGCCACCAGCUGACCAAGGAGGGCGUCGAUGCUGAAAAGGUCUUAGUCGUCAAGUCCGUCAAGUCCUGGCUCGCCCCCGAGGACCGUGUUCUGAGCCACCUGGCUGAGAACACCUCCCAUCUUGCCCAUGAGCGUGAGGAGAUGACCUGCCUGUGGAUGGCUCCCUACCUGACCCACUUCCUGAAGAGCGACAAGUCUACCCUGUCGUUCACUGGUAAGCCGGGAUCUGGUAAGACCGUCCUGGCUUCCGUUAUUGUCGACCGUCUGCAGGACCCCAUUGGUGGUGUUACCUACAAGACUAUCUUCGUUCCCAUCAACGCCCGCAUCCCUGCUGAGACUCACCCGAUCGCCAUCGCGAAGACUAUCCUCUCCCAGCUCUUCGAGAAGCGCAUUGGAAACGUUGGAUUGCUGCAAAUACUGGGUGACGCUUACGAGCGUAGCCGCAAGGCCACCACCAACGAGGACUACGAGAACAUACUGUGGACUGCUCUCGAGCGCGCCCUUGGUGCUGCUCUGCGCAAUGCUAAGGAGCUGGUCAUCGUUGUCGAUGGCCUUGACGAGGCUCAGUUCGGCGAGUCUGCUCUGCUGAAGAAGCUGACUACCGCUACUGCCAAUGCCACUAAGGUCAAACUGAUCACGCUUGGCUCCGAGAAGCCCAGCGGGACCAACAACCUGCUCCACGUUCCCAUCACCGAGGACCGCAUUGCCGAUGAUAUCUCCAUUGUCGUCCGUGCCAACUUCGAGCACAGCAAGGUCUUCCAGCAGAUGCCCGAGAUGGAGCAGGAAACCGUCAUUGACAAGAUCUCCGAGGCCUCCCAGGGCUCCUUCCUUUGGGCUAAGCUCUGCUCCAAGCGUGCUCGCAACGAGUCUUCCCCGGAGAACCUGACCAAAGCCGUGGACACCGUCAUCAGCAGCAAGAUCUCCGUCAGUGACUUCGUCCUUCACUCUCUGUCCAACCCGGAUAUCAGCGAGGAUGCUAAGCACAUGCUGCUGUGGCUCGCUACUGCAGACCGUCCUCUGCAGGUCCGCGAGCUUGCUGCUCUGAGCCAGGUUCAGCCCGAGAAAUUCACCGUGGCCGACCGCAAGAUUGAGCCCCUGCCAACCUUGAAGCCCCUCAACUCUCUGGUCUUCCUUCAGGAUGGUCAGGUCUACCUGCGCCACGGUCUGAUCCGCACUGCUGUCUUGGAUGUCUUCUCCAAGGGCAAGCUGACCCCCACCAUCAAGGACCGUCACGCUGAUUUCGUCACCCGUCUGCUGGUUUACAUCAAGAGCACUGUCCCUGAGCAGCAUGAGCCCACUCUGACUCCUCUGGACCGCCAAGACACCCACCUUUUGGUGCAGCGCUACCCUCUUUUGGACUUUGCCGUGCGCUACUGGCCUCGCCAUCUCACCCAGACCACCACCUACAGUACCGGUGGUGAUGCGCCCACCGCCAAGGAGUACAGCAAGAUCUUCCCUGCCAACAUCACUCUUGUUCUUCUCCAGAACACCCUGUGGCAGUACAUCUCGACCCCGACUCUGCUCACCUACUACACCACUGUCACAAACCUGUGCCGUCACAUUCUGACCACCAACAGCCCGGUGACUCUGCAGUCGCUCAUUACUCUGGCAUUCUUCAACCGUGAUAUCGGCCGCUUCCCCGAGGCCACCACUUUGUUCUAUGAGUUGACCACCGUCAGCAAGACUCUGCUGACUACCAAGUCGCUGAUCACCAUGAAGAUCGCCUCCCUGUUCAUCGAGCUGACCACUGAGAGCGUCACCACCUCCAAGACUGAUAUCAUGGUCCGGCGCGAGGAGAUCCUUCAGCUGCUGAUUGAGACCUACAAGAUCCACUACGGUCAGACUUCGGAGCGCGUGGUCACCACCAUGAACACCCUGAUCGAGCACUACCGCCUGACCAAGGAAGAGAAGAAGCUUCAGGAGCUUACUAUCACUCUCAAGGGCAUCACCACUGUUGACACUGGCUACGAGAACGAGUCCCGCGGUGAUCUUCACGUUCACCUGAAGCACCAAAAGCGCCAGGACAGCGACUUCGGCAUCCGCUUCGUUCUGGAUGCUGAGCAGGACGAGCGCGAGUCCGACUCCUUCGACUUCCAGGCCCUGAUCCAGCUUGCCCAGAAGUACACUGCCGAGGGCAAGGUUGCCGAGGCUGAGCGUGUGUACGUCGAGAUCUGGCAGCGUGCUAGCAAGGAGUGCCGCGCACAGUACUCUGCUCAAUGGGAGGAGAUCAAGCUGCAGGCCGUCACUGAGUACUCGCAGUUCCUGCAUACUCAGAAGCGCGAGACUGAGGCUUCCUCGAUCCUGUCCAGCGUUUGGGAGGAGUACCGCCACUCUAGCCUGUCGCUGUCCGAGUCGACCACCAAGCACUUCCACCAGAUUGCCAAGGUGAUGUCUGCCGUUGGCCUGACCACUGCUGCUCUGUCUAUCUUCAAGCAGUGCUCCCACUACUACCAGAGCACCAACAGCACCCAGUCCUCGUCGUACUCUGAGCUUCAGCAGAGCAUCAGCUCCACCUCCCACCAGGUGAUGAAGCAGGCUAGCUCCUCGUCCUCUUCUGUCACCUCCGAGGAGACUCUGGAGGAGAUUGUCUACGAGGCAGCCUCUUCCAUCUCUAAGAUUGACGAGAGCUCUUUCACUGCCACCAGCACCCUGAUUGAGCGCUUCGUCAGCCAGCACCGCUGGAAGGAUGCUACUCGCGUUUCCAAGAAGGUUCUCCAGGGUCUGUGGCCUUCUCUGUUUGCUCCCUCUAUCCAGGAUGUGACACUGCCUUCCAAGCAUGUUGAGAAGUGUGUCGACCUUGCUGAGCGCCUCAGUCAGUUCUACCACUUCCGCCGCCGCUUCCCUCGUGAAGAGAACAUCCGCAUCCGCGUCUACCGUGCUGUUCGCAGCGGCCGCCCUGUUGAUGACAAGCUGCGUGAGCGUGUCACCACUGAGUUGAUUCGCUUCUACGAGCGCUCCAAGCAGCCUGACAACGUGAUCAACAUCCGCCAGGAGAUCCUUGAUGACCAGGUCAAGCACUACGGUCCCGAGCACCCCGUUGUCAUCAAGACCCUCCGGACUCUUGCUGAGCUCACUCGUCCUCGUCCCAUCUUCGUCGAGUACUACCAGCGCAUCAUCAAGGCCCUCAACAAGGACGCCCCCGUCUGCAAGCCCGAGGCUCUAGAGCCACUUGUUAUCGUGACUUCCGAGCUCUGGAUCCAGAGCCGCUACUCCGAGGCUGUGCCUUUCUUCACUCUGCUGUUCACCACCUUCCUGGACCAGCCCAAGUCUCCUCGUUUCCAGGACACUACCUUCGUUCAGGAAAUCUUCGAGCACUACACUCACGUCCUGCGUACGGUUCGCACUGAGUACUCUGUGAUCCACAAGGUCACCAUGGACUUCCAGACCAAGGUCAAGGCCGUCUUCGGUGCCACUGCCAGCAUCACUAUCCAAGCUACCCUGACCCUCGCCAAGGUCUGCCAGGAGUCCAAGCGCUAUGAGACUGAUGCCAUCAACCUGUAUGAGGAGCUGCUCAAGAUCAACUCCACCGAGAUCGACCGCGAGGAUAUCUCUGCCACUCUUGACGGCAUCUACGAGGAGCAGACUGCCGUUCUCCUCCACAAGUCGGAGAAUGUGUCGUCCAGCCAGGUUGAGCGUGCCUCCAAGAUUCUGCGCAAGCGUAUCACUACCGUCCGUGAGUCUCACGGCUGGGCUCACGAGGAGUCUCUGUCCAAGCUGAAGGAGAUUGUGUCAUUCCACUCCAAGCACAGCGAGAGCUCUGCCAUCAGCAAGGAGCUGAAGGAAUCUACCGUCAAUAUCCUGACCCAGGAGAAGUCUUCCACUCGCCUGGUCUCUGCUGCUAUCGCCAUCGCAUCCAGCUACAUCGAGACCAACCAGGUUUCCAAGGCUACUGAGAUGUCUGAGGAGCUGUACCGCCAGGUAGUCAUGAAGGACACCUCCAACUCCAAGAGCUCGCAGUUCGAUGUCUCCAAGCAGGGUCGCCAGAGCCUCGUCUUCCUGGCCCAGCUGGAGCACAGUCUGCGUAAGAGCACUUCCUCCAUCACGGAGAUCCUGGCCUCACUCACCACCGAGUACGUCUACUUCGAGGAGUUCCGCAGCCUGACCACCUCCAAGAGCAGCUCUUUCCAUUCUGUCUCUAUCUCGGCCUCGCGUCUGUACCAGUUCCUGAUCCGCAGCAACCGCUCUGCCGCUGCCAACCGCGUCUUCGAUGACUUCGUCGCUUACUUCAUCUCCACCGAGGGAAAGCGCACAAAGUUGACCGAUGCCAACCAGGUCAAGAUUUUCCUGCUGACCAUUGUGGACCACUUCCACACCUACACCUCCUCCAACUUCGUCCGCUCGGUUGGUAUUGCCAGCAACUCCCGCGUUCUGGAGCUCCUACAGGCUCAGCGCUACGACGAGGCCUCCAACCUCGCUUUGGCUGCCUUCCAGUACAUCUCGGCCGAUAAGAGCUUCGGCACUCCCGCCAUCGUCAAGUUCGUCUUCACCCUGGGUAUCUUCAUCACUGGUCGCACCAGCCACCCUCAACCCGACCAGGCCACACAGAAGAAGCUGGCCGGUGUCUCUGCUGUCAUCAUCCAGGAGGUCCUGCGUGUCAUCAGCGACCUGAAGAUCAACCUGGCCCAGAUCAGCCUGGACUACCUCAACAUUCUGAUCGGCCUGCUUGGCGAGCAGAAGGAAUACAAGAAUCUUGUCUGGCUGCUGUCCGGCCUCUGGGCCAACCGCAAUGUCCAGAACUGGUCUUCUACCGUCACUCUGGGACUUGCCCGCCGCUACAUCCUGGCUCGCUACCUGGUCGGCGAUGCCCUCAAGGCUGCCCGUCUCGCCGAGGAUAUCGUCUACAACUGCCGCCGUGUUAACGGUGCUCGCCACACCAGCACCCUGGAGAUGUCCACUCUUCUUUCCCAGCUGUACACUGGCAUUGCCCAGCGCUACCAGGCUGAGAAGGGUGGUCAGCACAUGGCCAACAAGUACUACAAGAAGAGCGCCGGUGUUCACGAGAACCUGCUCCGCAUCCUGAUUGAUCCCUCAUUCGCCGAGUUCGAGGCUGGUCUCGACGGCUCCCUGAGCAUGGACGGCUCCGCAUACGACCUCGACAUCAGCGACUCGGCCAACGGCAACACCCUCCCCGAGGGCGAGCACGUCCGCCAGCACCUCAAUCUGCUCAAGUUGGCUGUCCAGCGUCUGGGUGACUGGCCCAAGGAUUACGAGGAGUACAAGCGCCUCAACGAUGAGGUUUUCCUCGAGUUCGGUGCCGACCUCCUGGGCGUCGAGGGCGUCGAGGGCGUCGACAAGUGGGAUCCGAAGAAGUUUGGGGGCGGGAAGGCUCAGGGAAGUGAGGACACCCUCAACACCGAGAUCGAGUCCUGGGAAUUGGAUCUCGGACAGAACGGUGAAGAGGUCGAGGAGGAGCUGUAA